AUGGUAAGGUGGACGGCCCCAGUGGCGGGAUGGGUGAAAGUUAACGUCGACGGCUCGGUCACUCGUACUACAAGCUUGAGUAGCGCCGGGAGACUGAUACGUGACGAGACAGGUUGUUGGAUAGUGGGGUUUGCUAUGAACAUAGGGACGAGCACGGUUCUUGAGGCCGAGCUUUGGGGAGUGAUCCAGGGGUUAAAGCUAGCUUGGGACCGGGGCUUCCGACUAGUUGAGCUAGAAGUCGACAAUUUGAGUGUUACGAACUUGAUCUCUCGCUUGGAUGGAGAAGUCAGCUUUCAUCGUCAAAUGGUGCAGGUCAUCCGUGACCUUCUUGCUCGAGCAUAG
This is a messenger RNA of Striga hermonthica, 342 nucleotides long. The record is from the annotation of a GenBank genome assembly. Lineage: Eukaryota; Viridiplantae; Streptophyta; Magnoliopsida; Lamiales; Orobanchaceae.